CACACACAAAAACUCUCUCUCUCUCUCUCUCUCUCUCUAAUUUCUUCUCUUAUAUCUGUGCUGUGUAGGUCAACAAAACAACAACUUGACCCCCUCCAUGGCUGGUCUUUCUUUAGGGUUUGAAGCCCCUCCUGGUCAAAUAAGAAGGCACCGACUCUUAAUUGUCUUGUACUGCUGAUUUGCGAGCCCAUUUUUCGUUUUUGUUUCUCUAACCUUGGGACUUAGCUUUUCACUCAACUAUCAGCUAUAUCUGAUUGAGGUUAGAAAUCAAGGUGGGUCACUCAAAAUUUCAUGGAAUUGACGCGAGAAGCUGCAAAAGGGUAUUCUGAUCAUAGCAGAGAACAAGAAUUACUGGAGGAGGAAGAGGAUUUAGCUGAAACGAGUAACAAAGAAAGCAGUAAGCAAUACUAUCCCUUUUCUUCUUCAUCGCCACCAAAUCCAUGGUUGGGAAUGCUUCAUCAUCAUCACGAUCAUCAUCAUCAUCAUCGAUCUCCGGAGGCCACAACCCCUUGUGAAUCUCACAAUUCAUCGUCUGGGUUAGGGUUAUACCAUCAGGAUGCACCUUCUAACUCCAAUUCCGCUAUUAACAAUCCCAAGAAGCUAGACUUGAUGGACCUGUCGCUCGGCAACAAGGAAGAAGAUGAAGGCAACAAGCCUAUCGAGAAAGAGCACAUGUUCGAUAAGGUUGUGACGCCCAGCGAUGUGGGCAAACUGAACCGCCUCGUGAUACCGAAACAGCACGCGGAGAGGUACUUCCCGCUUGACUCCUCCUCCAACGAGAAAGGCCUUCUCUUGAAUUUUGAGGACCGCAACGGCAAGCUAUGGCGGUUCCGGUACUCCUACUGGAACAGCAGCCAGAGCUACGUCAUGACCAAAGGGUGGAGCCGUUUUGUUAAAGACAAGAAGCUCGACGCCGGCGACAUUGUAUCGUUCCAACGCGGCCUCGGCGAAUUGUAUAGACACAGGUUGUACAUAGACUGGAGGCGCCGGCCGGAUUACGCGGCCACCGAUCGUCAUCGCCAUGCCGCCACAAUUACACCGUUGCUCCUUCCAAAUCAGUACUCCGUCAGAUGGGAUGGUAGAUUGUACUCUCUUCCCGCGGUGGCGCCGGCGCCGGCACCGCGUCACCACGAGCAUUUCCAGCAAGCGAACUACAACAAUUACUCCUUUCAGCAACACCAGCUACCUCAGUACCAGCGACAACAUCACCAUCACCAUCACCACCAGCUCUAUGGCGGAAGUCAAGGAAGUUAUAAUGAGGUGAAUUUGGGAUCUGGGUCGCUUUACUACCUCAGACCAUUGUCGGCGCCGGGAGAUCGGACUUUGAUGGAGCAGCGAGAGGGAGGAGGCAAUGUAAGUCCGAUGAUCAUUGAUUCCGUUCCGGUAGUCCAUGGUAAUUCUAGUGGUGGUAGAAUUACUGAUACUACUGCAAAGAAGCUUAGGCUAUUUGGGGUGAAUAUGGAAUGUUCUUCGUCAUCAAACACAGUAGGACAUGUGCCGAUGGAUGAUACAUCGCUUGCCUCACAGAAUCUUCAGUACUUGACAGAAUUCCAAGAAGAAGAAGAUCCAAUUUCUUCAUCAUCAUCGUCAGCAUCAAGGUUUGCGGAUCAAAAGGGGAAAACUUCGGUGCUGUUUGAUUUGAGCCCGUCCUUCCAAUGCCGACAGUAGUGAAUCAGUGAUCAAAUUGAAACACUCGCUUUUGCAGCAUUAUGUUAUAUUUCCAUCAACCUCUUCUUUUCAUAAAAUAAUUAGUGUUUAAUUAAUUAGCUUUUGGAUUUUAGUACAUUUUGAACUGCUCAAUGCGCAUUAAUCAUAUAUUAUAACUAGCUGGGGUUUAUUUGGGUCCUGAUGAACUGGACCGUCGUUUCGCAACCAAGAAAGGCUAACGAAAUCCAUGGGGGAUCAACUACG
Messenger RNA from Prosopis cineraria, 1911 nucleotides. RefSeq names its product B3 domain-containing transcription factor NGA1-like. The record is from RefSeq and is a predicted model, not a curated record. Gene Ontology annotation, molecular function: DNA-binding transcription factor activity; DNA binding. Bases 292 to 1668 code for a protein of 458 amino acids. NCBI's taxonomy places the organism in Eukaryota, Viridiplantae, Streptophyta, Magnoliopsida, Fabales, Fabaceae. The transcript has 2 exons.